AUGGCUGAUAAUGAUGAUUAUUAUUACGGUGAAGGGAUUAUGGAUCCAUUAGGAACAGCCCCGGAGGUAACCUAUAAUUGGGUUGACAUAACUAAAGACUUUUUUGAAAAUAUAAAAGAUCUAGAGCUAGGAGAACUCUUGCAUGAUGGACAUCUCUUUGGCUUGUUUGAAGCUAUGUCUGCCAUUGAGAUGAUGGAUCCUAAAAUGGAUGCAGGGAUGGCAUGCAACAGAGGCAAUCCAAAACCACUCAAUUUUCAACAGGCUGUUGAGUGCGGAAAAUUAAAAAUAGACGAUUUAGAACCAAGUGAACUGAUUGGUAUAAUAGAUGCUACAAUGGCAUGUGUGGUAUCUUGGCUUGAAGGACAUUCUUUAGCUCAGACUGUGUUCACAAAUCUCUACUUACACCAGCCUCAUUUAAUAAAAAAUAAACCUUUGAAGGCUUACUGCAUUGCUGUGUAUAAAUUGCUGGAUUGUAUAAGGGAUUGUAUUAAUAAAGCACAAGUUUUUGAAGAAGAAGAUUUUCUGCCAAUGUGCUACGGAUAUAGACUAGGUUCCAGUCCUCAAUAUGGUAAUUAUGACACGAGUCUAGAUCUGAGUGAACAAAAAUUUAUUGCCAUGUUAAGGGAACAAGAGGAGGAGCUGAAUAAAAAGGCUAAGAUUUCAGAUAGUGAGAUGGCGGAAGCCUGGGUGGGUUUAGCAGCCCGAAUAAGGUUUACUCGAAUGUUUUAUCAAGCAUUGCAACUUAUCACUAAGAGAGAUGGAGUAUCUGGAGCUGAUUGCGUGGCACUGCUAAACGGUUGCUCGGAGAUGAUGAAGGUCAUCAUCAGAACUUCUGGGAAGGGGACACAGCCUGUUGAGAAUUCUGAUGCACCAAACCCGAUGGGCUUCGAGCCAAUGAUGAAUCAGCGUCUAUUACCCCCAACAUUUCCACGAUACACACGCAUAAAGGCCAGACCAGAAGCUCUGCAGUACUUCGAUGAGAUGGUCACUCGCUUAAGACAUGCCUGGAAGAUUACGUCAUGCACCAAUUUUCAUACAGCACUGGAUUUCUUUAUGGAGUUCAGCCGACAACGCGCCUGUAUCCUGUCCCGGUCGGCGUUACAGCUUCUGUACCUAAGUCCCUCCCCUGCCGCGAUGACGACUAUGGGCCCCGGUCCCGCUCACCGUAUCUUCAUGGACAUCCUCAGAGAUUCUAUCAAGAGCUUUGUAAAUCCACCGGCGUUGGCCAAACUGCCUCCUGGAACUACUCCACCCGCUCGUGAAUUCAUAGACAAAUUCUUGUCUCGUUGCGUCCGUCCGUUCGCGGCGUUUCUUCAGGUUUGCGGACACAACCGGGCGAGGCAGCGAGAUAAACUAGCGAUGCUGCUUGAUGAAUUCGCUGGCUUGGAAGAAGAGGCGGAAAGCGUGGACGCAGUCAUAAGCGCGACUAUGGGUACGCCAGCGCGAGCGUGUUUUGGUACGUGGGUGCUCUACCACGUACUACGAGUUAUGAUCGCAUAUCUGCUGUCUGGGUUGGAGUUGGAGUUGUAUAGUGUACACGAGUACCAUUAUAUAUUUUGGUAUUUAUAUGAGUUUCUGUACGGUUGGCUUGUGUCUGCUUUGGGGCGGGCGGAAGGCCUAAGUGGGGAAGCAAAGCGUUCGGAGAAAAAAAGUGGUUCACGGAAGCUGAAGAAGAGAGCUCGUCCCUCAGCAAGAGAGGGACUUAUGUGUCAAGUGCUGCAGAGUAUGUGUGGGGGAUAUUAUAAGGCGUUGGUAGCCUUCAAGCUCCAAGGCAAGAUUCGUCAGCCGCAGUGCGAGUUCGACAACGAGGCGGUGCGGUACAAACAUCGCUUCGCGCCUCUUGCGGUACUGACGCCGCCGCAAGUUCAUUAUCAUGAGUUUUGCGAAAUGACACGGCCUUUGCAACACGAAAACCCUAUAAUAUUAUACCUGGGCGGCUGCAAACACUUUCAACAAGCUAGAAAUCUAUUGGAGACCAUCACAACACCAGACCAAGAGGUACUAGAUUUACUGAAGGUGGCGAAAACAAAUUUCAUAGUAUUGAAAUUAUUGGCUGAUGGCCACAAAAGCGAUUCCAGUACGCCACCAGACUUCGAUUUUUCCGUACAUAGACAUUUCCCUAUAAUUAAAUUAGUUUAA
Messenger RNA from Pieris macdunnoughi, 2139 nucleotides. The record is from the annotation of a GenBank genome assembly. NCBI's taxonomy places the organism in Eukaryota, Metazoa, Arthropoda, Insecta, Lepidoptera, Pieridae.